AUGAGAAGAUUGAGAAGAUUCAUUAGAAAGCACGGUCAGAAACACAAAUACCUCCUUUCACGGUUGGACAUGUUAGUGGGAAGAAACCCAAGGAGCCAGAAAGCGACGCCGUUUUCAGCUCAGCCAGACAUUUUCAAGACCCUAUUCGGCGACGCCACCAGCGACGAAGCCGUCCCUUCCAUAUUCUCUGAAAGCAACCCGUUCAGGAGGACGAACCAGGAACCCGGGUUAGGGUUUGUUGCUCCUUCAGUUGAAGCUGCGGAAAACGUUAACCAUGGUGAUUCUGAGAACAGUGGUGAUGACGGUGAGGUGAAAAAGAGGAAGAGAAGGAAGGAGAAGAAAGCUUCUGGUUUGAUUAAUGAAGAAGCUUCAGAGACUCCUUUGGAGGGCAAGAAAGUCAAGAAAAAGAAACUGCAAGAAACACCCAAUUUGGAAAAUCCUAAUUUGGGUUAUGAGUUAAAUGGGGUAUCAAAGAAGGGCAACGGUGAAGCCUCCAACUUGGGGGAACGCCCAAAUAUGGGUGUUGAAACAAAAGGCGGUGAUGGAAUGAGUGUGGUGAAGAAGAUGGACGGGAAGAAGAGGAAAAGAGAUGAGCUUGAGAGGGAAUACGAGGCAAAGAAGUAUGGUGUGAAGGAGAGCGAGGAAGUUGGAGACAAGGAUGUGGGUGCAAAAGUUGUUGGGGAGAAGAGGAAGAUGGUGGAUAAUCCAGCUGAUAUGCUGGUUUCGAAUGAAGGUUUCGAUGAUGAGAGUAAGCUUUUGAGGACUGUUUUUGUUGGGAAUUUGCCCUUGAAAGUCAAGAAGAAGGUUUUGAUCAAGGAGUUCAGUAAAUUUGGAGAGGUGGAGUCCGUAAGGAUUCGUUCUGUGCCAAUCUUGGAUACCAAAAAACCUAGAAAGGGAGCAAUACUUACGAAUCAAAUCCAUGAUAAAGCUGACAGUGUUAAUGGCUACAUUGUUUUCAGAACAGAGGAAUCUGCACAGGCUUCUUUGUCCCAUAACAUGGCUGUGGUUGAAGGACAUCAUAUCCGUGUUGACAGGGCAUGCCCACCUCGUAAGAAGCUGAAGGGGGAGAGUGCUGCUGUAUAUGAUCACACAAGAACUGUUUUUGUGGGUAACCUUCCAUUUGAUGUGAAGGAUGAAGAAGUUUAUCAGUUGUUUUGUGGUAUUAACAAUAUGGAAUCCAACGUUGAAGCUAUUCGCAUAAUCAGGGAUCCUAACUAUGGUAUCGGAAAGGGCAUUGCUUAUGUUUUGUUCAGAACAAGGGAAGCUGCAAAUUUGGUUGUUAAGAAGCGAAACUUGAAGCUUGGGGAUCGGGAGCUCAGGCUCUCUCAUGCAAAACCAGAUUCUACCCCGUCCAAGAGAAAGAAUCCCUCAUCUGGCUCGAAAGCUAAUUCCCCAGCCAAAAAGCUAGCAGUAGGUUCAAGGACUCCGGAUUUUAACAAGGUGGGUUCAAAGGCUACUAAUAGGCAAGAUACGUUCGAAUCAAGAUCUCAGAGUGGAGUGAAGCCGAAAGAACGUAAAGACAAACGACCAUCUGUUGCUGCCAGAAAAGCUAAAGCAUCAUUCAAAGGUGGCCCUGCUGCAAAACAAACAGGUAUAAAGCGUAAGAUGGAUAGCCGAACUCCUGAGAGCUCCCAGCAGAAGAAGAAAUUCAAGAAAUAUAGGUAG
Messenger RNA from Prunus armeniaca (apricot), 1665 nucleotides. NCBI's taxonomy places the organism in Eukaryota, Viridiplantae, Streptophyta, Magnoliopsida, Rosales, Rosaceae. The record is from the annotation of a GenBank genome assembly.